Molecule: messenger RNA, 1248 nt
Organism: Otolemur garnettii (small-eared galago)
Lineage: Eukaryota; Metazoa; Chordata; Mammalia; Primates; Galagidae
Gene: AMBN
Product: ameloblastin
Exons: 11
Coding region: 1-1248 (415 amino acids)
Biological process (GO): odontogenesis of dentin-containing tooth
Molecular function (GO): structural constituent of tooth enamel
Source: RefSeq, a predicted model, not a curated record
AUGACUAUUUCACUCUUCAAAAUGAAGGGCCUGCUGCUGACCCUGUGGUUCCUGCACGUGAGUGCCGCGGUGCCGGUGUUUCCUCAGCAAUCAGGGGUCCCAGGCAUGGCUAGUUUGAGCCUUGAGACAAUGAGACAACUGGGAAGUCUGCAGGGAUUAAAUACACUCUCUCAGUAUUCAAGGUUUGGCUUUGGGAAGUCAUUUAACUCCUUGUGGCUGCAGGGCCUCCUCCCCCCACAGCCUUCCCUCCCGUGGAUGAGGCCUCGGGAGCAUGAAACUCAGCAAUAUGAAUAUUCUUUGCCUGUGCACCCCCCACCUCUCCCAUCACAGCCAGCUCUGCAGCCUCAACAGGCAGGACUAAAGCCUUUCCUCCAGCCCACGGCCGCGACCGCCGUCCAGGGCACCGCACAGAAGGGCAGGCCUCAGCCUCCAGUCCACCUGGGACAGCUGCCCUUGCAGGAAGGAGAACUGCCCGCCGUCCAGGAACAGGUGGCACCAGAAGAGAAGCUCCCAAAGCCUGAGCUCCCAAUAAUGGAUUUUGCUGGUCCACAAGGUCCAUCAAUAUUCCAAAUUGCCCGUUUGAUAGCUCGGGGCCCAAUGCCACAAAAUAAACAGUCUCCACUUUAUCCAGGAAUGUUUUAUGUGUCCUAUGGAGCAAAUCAAUUGAAUGCCCCUGGUAGACUUGGCAUCAUGAGUUCUGAAGAAAUGGCUGGAGGGCGAGGAGGCCCCAUGGGCUACGAAGCCGUGUUCCCGGGAUUCGGCGGCCUGAGGCCCAGCCUUGGGGGCCUGCCCCACAACCCGGCCAUGGGUGGGGACUUCACGCUGGAGUUUGACUCCCCGCUCGCCGCCACCAAAGGCCCUGAGAAGGGAGAAGGAGGCGCCCCGGACACCCCCGGGCCAGAGGCCAGCCCAGCCCACCCGGAGCAACCCGCUCUGCCCCCAGAGCUCGCGCCCGGCGCUCACCCGGGGCUCCUGGCCUUCCCUGACGACGAGGACCCCAGCCUGGCACGGGGCCCCGCGGGGCAGAGGCUGGGGCCUCCCGGGGUCACCCCGGCCGCGGCAGACCCGCUGAUGACCCCAGAGCUGGCCGAUAUCUACGGGACCUACGCGGCUGACGUGACCACACCCCUGGAAGCCACCACCGACACCACCGGGGCCCCGGACCUUCUGGAGACGUCGUCGGCGCCGGGGAACAGAGCGCAGCAGGCCCAGGCCGCGCGCGAGGUGUGGCGCUACCAGGAGCCCUGA